AGCAGUACAAGUUCUAAUUAUACCAAAAUCUGCUAAAAUAAUGUCUCAUCAACUUAGACACAUCUUGCAUGAAAUCACUAGAGUUGCACAAUCUCAUUCUAUUUGUGUCAUACCCAAUAUUCCUUCUCUUUCUCAAGAUCUUAUUGAACGAAUCUUUCCUAAUUCUUCAUAUCACGAUCAACUGUGA
Molecule: messenger RNA, 187 nt
Organism: Funneliformis geosporum
Lineage: Eukaryota; Fungi; Glomeromycota; Glomeromycetes; Glomerales; Glomeraceae
Source: the annotation of a GenBank genome assembly